Molecule: messenger RNA, 6587 nt
Organism: Lytechinus variegatus (green sea urchin)
Lineage: Eukaryota; Metazoa; Echinodermata; Echinoidea; Temnopleuroida; Toxopneustidae
Product: thrombospondin-1-like
Exons: 25
Coding region: 444-4367 (1307 amino acids)
Biological process (GO): cell adhesion
Cellular component (GO): extracellular region
Molecular function (GO): calcium ion binding; protein binding
Source: RefSeq, a predicted model, not a curated record
GCAAGCUCGCUGGUAAGAGUGGGAUUCAGUGUAAAUUCUGCAAGCACGCGCGCAAAGUGAUUACCGCUAAGCUCCAAGAAGUGAAGAUGGUCGCUUGGAGCAUGUGAAGCUCCUAAGAAAUCAUAUAUCAUUACAAGGAAACACUAUAUCAAUUAACAUUAUAGAGUGACAGCGAGGUGGGCCUAUCUACUUACCUGCCCAGCGUGGGGCUUGGAUUUGUACACAUCUAUACUGGGAUCUUAUUCUUUGACUAGUUGGAAUACAUCGCUGUGUUGGUUAAUGAGGGAGAUUCCUUGAGAGGCCAGACUCCAAAUUGGUGGACUCAAACUUAGAAUACUCGGAUCUUAAUUUAUUCUCUUGAUUCGCGAAUAAGCGGAUUGCAAGGUAAUUGGACCGUCGUUUUAUCCAAAGUUUAACGCCUUGACUGGGCGGAAGGAAUAACCAUGGAGAAAGUACGUUGCUGUUUUUCGUGUUUCUUACUCUUCACGGCGAGUCUACUGCCUACAAUAAUUGCACAAUCUUCUUCACAAUCAUCGUACGUGGAAUUCAAUGUUCUCCAGGAUGUUGGUAUCUCGGCUGCAUCACCGGGUGUAGACCUUGUGAGAGGAGAAGAAGAGAACUCGGUAGCAUAUAAGAUCAAACCGAGCAAGGGUGACAUCGCAGCCAAUACUGUGGAGGUGCAACGUCUUGGGGAGGCCAUGAGUGAUGACGGUGGCUUCAUCCUAGUCGCCAAAGUCAAGAUGGGACAGAAAGCCCGUGGUACCGUUGUGUCCAUCGAUAACCAUGCUCACACGGAACGACUCUUCGGUUUGGUGAUCGACCGCAAGGGUGAUAGGGUCGUCAUGCCAUAUUCGUAUACAAGGGACGGUGUCACCUCUGAGGAUUCCUUAGAGUUUUCAGGCCUGAACCUUGUUGAAACGGAGGAAAGGGAUUGGCAUACCUUUACGUUGGAUGUGCAAGGAAACUUUGCUAUCCUCUAUGCAGAUUGUACAAGGAUUGGUAUACAGAUCAUGUAUGGAAGCUUCGUCCAUGACGUCACACCGGAUCAGUAUUCUCUCAGGCUUGGAAAGGGACUCAAGGGACGAAAAGACGUACCCGACUUUAAGGGUAUCAUCGCAGAUGUGAAGUUUAUAUUUGGUAUGAGGCGCAUGCGUGUUCUUCGUCUUCUUGGAUGUGAUAAUAUAGAGGAAAGUUCAAGCCAAUCAUCGUCGAGCUCGGACGUGUCACCAGCUUUCGUUGAGCCAAGCCAGAACAGUCAACUCUCUCCAUUUGGAGACGGGACAGAUGGAGAAAGCAUACCUAAUGUUGGAGUAGGAGUAGGUGUCGGAGUCGGAGCCGUCGGAGUUGGAGUUGGAGUUGGAGUUGGCCCUGUGGUUAGUCAACCCAAUAUUCCACCUUCAGUCCCUCAGGUCGAAACCCCCGAACACGAAACAAUCGCACCCGUGCCCCCGAAGACUCCCGAAGUCCAUACCGAGUCCAAUCUUCCCCAUUCGGCCAUCGAGCCCGGGGUCAUCGAGGGACCGCUCAACGACGGAUCACCGAUCAAUUACAAUCGCCCAUCGCUGUUUCUUCCCAACAGCCCCGGAUCGAACAUCGGAAACUACGCAGAGCCAACGAACGGUGCGAGACCUUUACCGAACAUGAAUGACGUUAUCACAAAUGGUCAAUGUGCCAUAACUUGUGAUCAGGUCUCUCAGUUACAAAAUAUGGUCGAUGUUCUCUCGCAGGGACAGGACAACAUUCUCACUAGGAUGACUGAUAUGGAUAACAGAAUACCAAGCUUGCCCCCUCCAUGGUUAGAUGGAUGUUUCUAUAAAGAUGAAAUCAAACAAAACUACGAGCAGUGGAAGGACGAUGCUUGUACUACCUGUGAAUGUAAUGCCCCUGCUGUUACAUGUCGUUUGAUCGAAUGCCAGCCAAUCACAUGCCAGAAUCCCAUCAUCAAACCAGGAGAAUGCUGUCCUCAAUGCCCAGAUCAAGAGCAAGGGUGGAGUGAUUGGACUGAGUGGACAUCAUGUUCUGUGACCUGUGGGUCUGGAACCAUGCAAAGAGGGCGCUCUUGUGAUAGAAUGCGGUACCCGUGCAACGGAAGGAGCGUCGAGACCAGGAACUGCAUCCGUGACCCAUGUGUCUCGGUUGUUGAUGGCGGUUGGAGUAACUGGACUCCAUGGGCUUGCGGUAUCACCUGUGGUGUCGGAACCGAGACUCGAGUCCGGUCCUGCAACUCACCACCCCCGCAGAACGGCGGAGCAAGGUGUCUCGGUGAAGCCUUCGGAGCCGGACGUGAGGAAAGGCUGUGUCAACGCGACCCGUGUCCUGUUGAUGGUGCGUGGGGUGAGUGGUCGCUGUGGACGGCAUGUACCCAUUCUUGCGAUGGUGGAAGCCAGGAAAGGUAUCGAUUCUGCGACAGCCCCGCCCCUGCACACGGUGGAAGGAAUUGCUCAGGUAUUACCAAACAGGAACAGAUGUGCAACCAGAGACCAUGCCCGAUCGAUGGAUGUCUUUCAAGUCCAUGCUUUGAGGGUGUUGAUUGCCGUAGUUCUGAUGAUGGUGUCUUCCAAUGUGGACCUUGUCCAGUUGGUUACCGAGGUGAUGGCCAAACGUGUACAGACGUCAAUGAGUGCAUGGAGGUUGUGAACGCGUGUUUUCAUCACCACAGCCAGCAUCGGUGCAUCAAUAAGGUUCCUGGAUACUCCUGUCAAGAAUGUCCGACUGGUUACCGUGGCAACCAACCCAACGGUGUCGGUAUCUUCCACGCAAGUAGAUAUAGACAGCAAUGUAUCCCGAUCAACCCAUGUACUGAAGGCACCCACGAUUGUGCUGCUGACGCUAAGUGUACAUUCUUCGGACCGUAUAGUCAACCUCAAUACGGUUGUCGGUGUCGGACAGGAUACGCUGGUGAUGGGUAUGCUUGCGGUCUAGACUCUGAUCUCGAUGGCCGACCUGACGUCGACCUUGACUGCCAAGGGCUUGGUGAUUACAUGCAUUGUCAAAAGGAUAAUUGUAUUCACAUACCAAACAGUGGGCAAGAAGACAGCGAUGGCGAUGCCGAGGGAGAUGCUUGCGACGAUGACGACGAUGAUGACGGUAUCAGGGAUGCCAGGGAUAACUGUCAGUAUACUCCUAACCGAUGGCAAGGAGAUCGAGAUCGUGAUAAUGUCGGUGAUGAAUGCGAUAACUGUCCUACUCACUCCAAUCCAAGACAAGAGAACGUCGAUGGUGACGAGUUCGGUGACGAAUGCGACGAUGACAUCGAUAAUGACGGACAUGACAACUUCAUGGAUAAUUGUCCGAAACAUGCCAAUGCUAACCAAGAUGACAGCGAUCAUGAUGGUCUUGGUGAUCUCUGCGAUAACUGUCCAUUUGACUUCAAUCCUCUUCAGAUCGAUACCGAUGAUGAUAACGUUGGUGACGAGUGUGAUACGGAUGAAGACGUGGAUGGAGACGGACAUCAAGAUAAUCUGGAUAACUGCCCCGACAUCCCAAAUGCCAGUCAGAAGGAUCAUGACAACGAUGGCAUCGGUGAUGCUUGUGACCCGGAUGAUGAUAACGAUGGUGUAAAUGACGCUGAUGAUAACUGCCGUCUGAUCUUUAAUCCUAGUCAGAAUGACACCGACGAAAAUGGGCGUGGCGAUGCCUGCGAAUCUGACUUCGAUGGUGAUGGCGUGGCUGACAUCAUGGAUGCGUGUCCAGAGAAUGCUAUGAUCCAACGAACCGAUCUCUCAGCAUUCCAGAUGGUCCCCAUGGAUCCUUCCGGUGCAUCCCAACUGGAACCGAACUGGAUGGUCAGGAAUCAUGGUCUUGAGCUUGUCCAAACUAUCAACAGCGAUCCUGGAUUAGCAGUCGGUUACGACGAAUUCGAGAGCGUAGAGUUUAGUGGUACCUUUUACGUGAACACAGCAAAGGAUGACGAUUAUGCAGGGUUCAUCUUUGGUUAUCAAUCCAACCAUCGGUUCUAUGCUGUCAUGUGGAAACAGGUCACCCAGAAGUACUGGCAACCUGACCCAAGCCCUGCUGAAGCAACCGCUGGUCUACAACUCAAGCUGAUCAACUCAACCACUGGACCUGGAGAAUACUUGAGAAAUGCUAUGUGGCACACUGGAGAUACAGAAAAUCAGGUGAAGUUGAUUUGGAGUGAUCCAAAUAAAAUUGGAUGGAAAGAUUUCACAGCUUACAGGUGGACUGUCACACAUAGACCCAUUGAUGGUUUUAUGCAGGUUACAGCGUGGGAAGGAAGUAAUGUUUUGGCAGAUUCUGGCCCCCUCUACGACUCAACGUUAAGAGGAGGACGAUUGGGACUCUACUGCUUCUCUCAGGAAAUGGUCUUCUUCUCUGACAUGGAAUAUAGAUGUCUAUCAGAUUACUAAGAAUGGAGCGAUACAUUGAAGCUUGUCUUCUACAACAAAUUGGAAUUUAUACUUCUUGUGUACAAGAAGUGUACGUAAAACGAACUUGUCCCUUCCUUUACAAUGAAAAUGUAUUCAUCAUCGGAGUUUAAUCGCUAGAAGACGAUUAUUGAAAUGAAGGAGAACAUUUACUGGUGUGUGCUAACAGUGUGGGAGGAGUCACCGACAGAGCUGCAUAUUCAGGGAAGAUUUCUUUGAAAUAGGGAGACUUGGUGAGCGAUUUUGAUGGAGAAACACACUUUAGGAUGAAAGAGAUAUAAACAGAGAUGUCCCGAUGUGGUGAAAUCGUUCAAGAAGCAGUGUAUUAAAGCACAUCUUAUGAGUUUGAAGGAGAAGCUAUAGGACAUGUAGGAGGCGUCUACUAUAAAAGAUGUGUUGAAGUAAAGAAUGUGUUCGUAAUAAAGCCGUGGAAAAUAUCAUGAAUUAUGACAAAAUGAAAUCCUGACCGAAUGGAAAACGCGACUUAUUUCAUUUAUUAAUUAUUACUUUACAGCAUUGUGUAUGCCUCUUCAUUUCUCACUCGGGUCAUCAUCACGUGACCGACGUUAUGUUAUCGAUAGAGUGUCACUUGGAUUUAUUAUUAUUCAAAUACUAAUGGUGUAUUUUAACUUAUGUACAGAAUGAUUAUGCAUGGCCUUAGUGAAUACUUCGCUUAUCUGUAAGUCUGUAACGUCAGCAGUAUGACCGACCCAGUGGUCAUGUGACACGCCGUUUUCAGAAACAAAAUUGUUUGCAUAAUCAAAAAUUAAUAUAGUUAGAAAAUAAACUCUACUGUGGCUUCCAAGUCAACGAGGAUAAUAUUGAUUGUUGUGAUUCUAUUUGUUUGACUAUUUAUGGUGUAUGUAAGACUAAAAGUAACAUAAAGCAAGGCAACUGAAUUUAUGCAAUGAUGUGUAUGUGUAUUUCGUAUGUGUGUGCCAAAGUUGUGACUGUGUCUCUGUGAUGUUGAUGGUGGAAUGCGCAUGCGUUGUGCUUUUAGUCUGUAUAGUAAUAUGCUUAUUUGUACUCUUUUCUAAAAUUAUGAACGAAUAGAUUAAUCGUUCAUUCCACUUUUCGGUACUUUUUCUUAAAAUAAUGAAUGAUUGAAUAUUUCUAAACCCUGACCAUUGUCAAAAUGUGAAUUCUCUGCAACUCUAGUUACAUUUAUAUCACCACAAUGAUGUGGUUUUACCAUAUGCACAACGUUCUCACUGAAAAAAGGGUCAGUAAUCGGUGAAAUUAUAAAUCAUGAUGUUUCUAUAAUAUUAAACUUUGAUAUUUAAAAGCUGCCCCAAUUUAAAAUCUAAAAUUUAUGAAUAUUUAAAGGUUGAGAACUUUUUUGAGAUUAAUACCAUAUCAUAUGAUAUCAUCAACGCUGUCAUAUAAUACGAUUUUGAUAAUGUCAAAAUUCAAAUUUAUGUAAAUAUUUAUCAUUAAACUAUUAACUUGAGGUCAUUUUACAGUUUCUAUAUUGUGUAAGUAAAACAAUUUAUCACCAAUAUGCUACUUAUUGUACAUACGAAAAAAAAAUAUUGUGUUACUGAAUAUCUAUUAUAUGAUUUCAAUGAAUAACUUUUUCAUUGGGUCCUCGUUCUUACAUGACAUCUAUGAAGUAAAAUAGUUAGAUGUGAUUUAAUGAAGUAAGGUUUUUAAAAGUGUGGGUUUCAAGCUCACAAAUGGGUGAAUGUUAAACAUUUCUUCAAAUGAAAGUGCAUUUUGACAACACGGAUCCAUUAAAGGCAUCGAUAAUUAUAAGUCAACAAAACAUUCUUUCCUUAUGUUUUCACCAUUAUGAUUAUGUUUUCUUGCCAAACAUCUUACUGGAAAAUUUCUGACAUAAUAUUUUGAGAAGAAUAUCAUAUACGUUUAUAGAGUGAAAAGACAACACAGAGGUUUUGAAAAAUGUUUUCUCGAUCUCAAAUGAUUAGGAAGCAAAGAAGAGAUAGAAAUGAUUAUGAACAUGAUAAAUGCAACAGAUAAAAGUCGAUAUUGGAAAAUAUUCAGAGAUACUAUAAAAACAUGGUUUACAAAUCAAACAGUUAUGCUGAUGAAUGAUAAAACUUUGUGAACACUAAAUGGAGAAGCGACAUGAUUAUAUGGGAGACCAAAAUCACUUGUUUCUAUCGAUAUGAAAAAUUUGAUGGCAAAAGCGAUGUUGAAAAUGUUGAAAGAUAAAUAAAUAUUUACCUCGGUAAGUUUUAA